This is a messenger RNA of Malaya genurostris, 980 nucleotides long. RefSeq names its product leucine-rich repeat-containing protein 59. The transcript has 4 exons. NCBI's taxonomy places the organism in Eukaryota, Metazoa, Arthropoda, Insecta, Diptera, Culicidae. Gene Ontology annotation, molecular function: protein binding. Bases 80 to 898 code for a protein of 272 amino acids. The record is from RefSeq and is a predicted model, not a curated record.
CAUUAAAACAUCACAAGUUUCGGUCGCCGGUUGCAAGAUCUUCAUAUUAACAUAAUAAUUUUAAAAAAAACUUCAAAAUAUGCAUAAAAGAGCUAAAUUUAGUAAUGAUGAUCAAGAUAAAAUUAAUGUCCGAGAGCGAUUAAAUGAUAAUGUACUUGAUUUGAGCUUGAUGAACAUAACGACAAUUCCAGUGAAUGACAUAAAAGCUUUGAAACGUGCAACAAUAUUGGAUUUAUCUAAUAAUGCCAUAACGAUUAUUAACAAAAAUUUCACCUCGCUUGUACAGUUAACCAAAUUAGAUCUUAGUAAUAACAAGAUCCAGUUGAUAACAGAUGACUUCGGAAACCUUGAAAAUUUACGGCAUUUAAACCUUUACAGCAACAAAAUUGAGCGACUUCCAUUGAGUUUUGGUCGAUUGAAGAAACUUAAGUACCUCGACCUGAAAAAUAAUCCAUUAAAUCCAGCUUUUUCCAAAGUUAUUGGUGCAUGUUCCGAUCAGAGAGGAUGCAUUGAUGCAGCCCGCAAAGCAACUGCGUUUAUGGCAGAUGUUGAACGACAGGUUAUGGAAGAAAGACGAAAGGAACAAGAGCAAAAGGAACUAGAAUGUCGUCAACAGAUGGAAGCAACACUGAAGGAAACAAAUAGGGAAAAAGAGAGUGAAGACAGGAAGAAAAGGAAAAAAAAUAAAAGAUCUGCAACAAAUACUAUCAACAAGGAAAGUGAAAAACACAAUACUGGUUUGAAGUUAUUAGAAAAUCAUAAGUAUGAAAUCAAAUCGAGUAAUAUAGAUCAUAAUGAGCGAUCUAACACGAAAAAAAUCAUUUUUGUUAUAACAGCAGUUUUAUUUGCGUAUAUUUUUGUUGUAAAUUUUGAAACGCUUAUAGGCAUUUUGAAUUAGUUUGAAUGAAGCUUCAAUAAGAGUAUAUGGAAUAAUUUUUAUAGUCUUAAACAAUGUACAGAAUCUUUAAAAAUAUACAAUA